CGUUUCCCUGUCGCCAACCUUAAUUCCACAUCUCACGCGACUACACCUUCAACACCACCAUCAAUCACUCACACCACUCACGAUUGUCUUUUAGUCGACACCAACGUCGUUCAUCAGAGGAAGAAACACUAGUAGUGCCCAACGGCCGUGGAGAGCCUUUCACUCUCAUCCAACGCGGCAACGUUCGAUUGUCUUUGCGUAAACCACCGCCGCUUCCACAACCCAGCCGCAUCCCAUAUAUCAGUUCGUUUUCCAGCUCUGGCGUCGACCAUCGCGAAAUCAUUGUUGUACGACUCAUCUCACCAAACAACACCCGAUUGCUACGUUCGUACUGCGCCGCCAUGUCUGCCAGCCCGCGUCAGACAAGCCUGUUCGAGUUCGCCUUUUCUAGGAGCGGAGGCAGCCGAUCCCAGGACGCACCACGUCAACAAGACCAACAGCAGCAACGACAACAGGCAUCCACGCAAUCACCAAACCCCUCAUCCCCAGCGCAGUCGUCCUCAUCAGCAGCCACCACCAACACCACCACUACCACCACCACACGCUCUACCCAGCCUCAAUCCCGCCGCGGCGGUGACCGCUCCAACCCGUCCCUCGCGUCCGUCUCUGCCGAGACCCGCGCCGUCCUCCCCAAGAUCCUUGCCCACCUCCCCCACCUUGACGCCUCCUCCUCCGAGGCACUGCACAUAGACCAUCUCCCGCCUCUCAGGUCCUCCAGCUGCCCGUCCCACGCCCCCCGCGCCACCAUCCGCAUCGUCAACGCCGACUCCCUCAAUGCCGCCGUCGACCUCGCCGCCCUCCGCCCGAACGCCGGCCGCGUCGCCGUCCUAAACAUGGCCUCCGACAUCCGCCCCGGCGGCGGCUGGCUCAAGGGCGCCGUCGCCCAAGAAGAGGCCCUCUGCUACCGCUCCUCGCUGCACCUGAGCUUGCACGACCGCUACUACCCGCUCCGUCGCCGCGGCGGCCUCUACUCCCCCGACGUCCUCGUCAUCCGCGCCGACAUGGCGAGCGGCCACGCCCUCCUCGUCCCACCCAUGCCGCCCGUCGACCUGCCCGUCGUGAGCGUCCUCAGCGUCGCCGCCAUCCGUCGUCCGGAGCUCAGGAAGCGGCAAGUCGCCGCCGCGGGAGGGGGAGGCGAGGAGUGGGAGUUCGCGCGGCCCGCGGACCGCGCGCUGACCAAGGACAAGAUGAGGCUGUGCUUGCGCAUGGCCGCGAGCCGCGGUCACGGCUUGCUGGUGCUGGGCGCCCUGGGGUGCGGCGCGUUCCACAACCCGCCGGGCGAGGUCGCGCAGUGCUGGCGUGAGGUGCUCGACGAGGCCGAGUUUAGUGGGGGCUGGUGGACCGAGGUCUGGUUCGCCGUGUAUGACCGGAAGAACGAGGGCAACUUUGAGGUGUUUGACGAGGUGCUGGGCGGCCUCCAGGUUUAGGGUCGGUGUAUCAAUGUCACGGUUGUCUACAUGGCUAUAUCAAGCGGAAGCGAUGCUACGGUAAGGGAGACAGCACGGAGUUGAGCCCGGUAUCUUUGAGUCUUGGAAGCAUGGCCUUCCAAACGGCCUUGUAUUUAGUUUCCAUUGCCAUACUAGCGAAGCCAAGUACAUAGGUAGAGAGUCAGCGCAGAGUGGGCGUGGUAUUAGCAAUCCUUUUCCGACAAUCAUGAACUCUCCUC
Messenger RNA from Colletotrichum destructivum, 1666 nucleotides. RefSeq lists its product as hypothetical. The record is from RefSeq and is a predicted model, not a curated record. Bases 342 to 1427 code for a protein of 361 amino acids. Lineage: Eukaryota; Fungi; Ascomycota; Sordariomycetes; Glomerellales; Glomerellaceae. The transcript has a single exon.